AUGAGUGGCUGUUUUGCAGAGAAGUCAAUCUUGACCUUGGCCAUUGGAAACUUGAGGAGAAGUCUAUUCUAUGAAGUGAAAGCAAAUGGAGAGUUUGAUUUUAUUCUAGAUCUAAACUAUCCACCUCUGGAUAAUAUUUGCCAAAUCUCAGGACUUCAAAGCCCACCUAUUGUACAGAGAAUCAUGUGUUUUCAGAAUCUCGGCCCAGAAGGAGGAAGAACAGCAGAGCCUGUGUUCUACGUUGCAGAUGAUGUUGUUCUUCUUAGAGGGAAGACAGCAAGUAAGAAGUUUGAUGGAGGAGUUCUCAGUGCUUUUCUGCAAGGGGUGUGCCCCCUGGAAGGGCCUUCUGCUCACAGUUUUGGUACUGAAGUCUCCCUUUUAACCUCCUGGCACCUGUCCACCACUGUCCAUAUAACUACUGACUCAGUGACAACCCGAGUGGUGGAAGGAGAAAACGUCCUUUUCCUUGUGCAUGAUCUGCCAGUUAAAACUAAAUCCUUAGUCUGGUUCAAAGCUCUAAGAAAUAUGACAGAAGAAAUUGCAGCAUAUGCACUGCCCUACAAUUUAAGUAGGCCAGGUCCUCUGUACAGUGGUCGAGAGACAAUAUAUCACAAUGGAUCCCUGAUGAUAGAAAAUGUCACCCUCAAGGACACAGGAUUCUAUAUCCUACGAACCUAUAACAGACGUAAAAAAAUCAUAUCAACAACAACCAUGUACCUCCAAGUGAAUGCCUUCCUUUGGAAUUGUGGACGUCUCGCUACCUCUGGCCAGCCCACUAUUGAAUCGGUGCCAUCCAUUGUUGUUGAAGGAGAAAGUGUUCUUCUAAUUGUUCACAAUCCCCCAGAGAAUAUUAAAGUAUUUGCUUGGUUCAAAGGAAUGGUUGUGUUUAAGAGCCAGGAAGUUGCCCGAUACACAAUAGAGAAGAAAUCAACAGUAUGGGGGCCUGCACAUAGUGGCAGAGAGACACUGUACAAGGAUGGAUCCCUGUUGCUUCAAGGUGUAACUCAAAAAGACGCUGGGUUUUAUACUCUAGCUAUUCUGAGAACGGAUAUGAGAAGUGAAGAAGCACAUGUGCAACUCCAGGUGAACCCCUCACCUUCUCUGUGUUGCAACCCUCCCACUCCUUUCCCAGUCAUGAUCCAACCAUUGCCUCAGUAUGCUGUUGAAGGGAAUGAUGUACUUCUUAAUGUUCAUAAUCUUCCAGAAGAUCUACAAGCCUUUGCCUGGUACAAAUCAAUGUAUAGAGGCCAUGCCCUUAAAAUUGUAGAAUACAGCACAAUCAUGUAUUCUCUCUCCUGGGAGCCUGAAUAUAACCCAAGAGGGAUAGUGUAUGAAGAUGGAUCCCUGAGGCUCAUGAAUGUCACUGAAGAAGAUGCAGGAAUGUAUGCACUAGUAAUUUUAAACAAAGAUUUCAAAAUAGAAGAAGCCUAUGUGAAAUUUCAUGUAAACAAAUAUGUGACACAGCCCUAUGUACAAAUCUCUGAUACCACAGUCGCAGGACAAAGAUCUGUGAUCUUCACCUGCAUUUCACCUGACACUAAUAUCUCUAUCCGUUGGAUCUUCAAUAAGAAGAGUUUGCAACUCAAAGAGAGGAUGACUUUGUCCCCAACAAAGUGUGGACUCAAAAUAGAUCCUGUCAAGGGCGAGGAUGCUGGAGAGUAUCAGUGUGAGGUCUCCAACCGAGUCAGUUCGAAGAUCAGUCUCCCAGUGAGCCUGGCCGUCAGGAAUGAGUGACCACACCUCUCAACCUACUGCAGAG
This is a messenger RNA of Myodes glareolus (Bank vole), 1759 nucleotides long. NCBI's taxonomy places the organism in Eukaryota, Metazoa, Chordata, Mammalia, Rodentia, Cricetidae. The record is from RefSeq and is a predicted model, not a curated record.